GUGAAUCGAACCUCAAAAAAUUUUGGUGACCUUCAGACAUAGAUAAAUAAAUUUUAUAUCAAUUUUUACACAUUUUCCAUAUUAUUGUUAAAAAUGUCUUUGCCAAGUACUUUUGUAUCUAACUUUCACGACGAAAACGUCGUAAAAAAGAUGAAAUAUUCUAUUUUUGGUGAUACCGGUAUGCAAGUAUCCAAACUUUCUUUAGGGUGUGCAGAAUUUUCAUCUAUUUAUGGAGAUUACUCAGAAGAUAAUUGUAAAGCAACAUUAAUAAAAAGUUUAAAAUCAGGCAUAAACUACUUGGAUACAGCUUAUUGGUAUGGACAAAACACCUCACAAGAAGUUUUAGGAAGAUGUUUAAAAGAUGUUCCUCGUUCAUCAUAUUAUCUAGCAACGAAAGUAGGUAGAUAUGAGCAAGAUCCUAAGGAAAUGUUUGAUUUCUCAUCUGAAAAAACUCGUUGGUGUUUGGAGAAUAACUUAAAAACUUUAGGUGUUGAUUACAUCGAUGUUAUCCAAAUUCACGACAUUGAAUUUGCUCCAUCAAUUGAAUAUUUAAUCGAAAACACUUUACCUGUACUUGAUGAAGCUCGAAAAAAGGGUAUUGUCAAGUAUAUUGGAGUUACAGGAUACCCAGUUAGUGCUUUAAAAGAAAUUGUUGAAAAAUCACCAAUUAAAAUUGAUAUGGUUUUGAGUUAUUGUCGGUUUAAUUUAGUUGAUGAUACUUUAAAGGAUUUUAUACCAUUUUUUAAGGAAAAAAAAAUGGGGAUUGUUAACGCAUCCGGUCUUAAUAUGGGGUUAUUAUCUAAUUCAGGUCCCCAACCUUGGCAUCCAGCCCAAGAUGAGAUUAAAACGGCUUGUAAAAAAGCUAGAGAUUUAUGUAUCAAAAAUGGAACUGAUUUAGCGAGAUUGGCUACUUAUUAUAUUUAUAACAAUCCUGAUAUUGAUACAAAUUUGGUUGGGAUGAAGACUUUGGGUCAAUUAGAUUCAAAUUUGGAUGUUUUAUUCAAUGGGAUCACCCAAAAAGAGAAAGAAAUUUUAGAAGAGGUCAAAAAAGGAUUUGUUGAUCUAAAAGUGAAACAUUGGGAAGGUGUUGAAUUGGAAAAAUUUAAAAACUCAACAUUAAAAUACGAUUAGUAUUCAAUAAAACGUAAUUAACUCUCUUGGAGAAAAACA
This is a messenger RNA of Onthophagus taurus, 1170 nucleotides long. RefSeq lists its product as uncharacterized. The record is from RefSeq and is a predicted model, not a curated record. Gene Ontology annotation, cellular component: cytosol. Lineage: Eukaryota; Metazoa; Arthropoda; Insecta; Coleoptera; Scarabaeidae. Gene Ontology annotation, molecular function: L-galactose dehydrogenase activity.